Hymenoscyphus albidus is the source of this 1313-nucleotide messenger RNA. NCBI's taxonomy places the organism in Eukaryota, Fungi, Ascomycota, Leotiomycetes, Helotiales, Helotiaceae. The record is from the annotation of a GenBank genome assembly.
CAAAAAUUUUUAGCGCAGUGAUUACCGCUCGCUUCCUGGAUUCCUCUGGGUAUAAGUAUCUCCCCUUCCCCCUCUUGCUGGCCUUCUUUUUUCUACAUCGACAAGCUCCUCGGGUCUCUUACGACUGAUGGCCUCGGCCAUAACCACUGGGCUUCCCACCCGGAUAACGAUCAAAUGAAUCCUGGGUAUGUUUUUCGUCCCCUUUCAUGUUACCCUCUUUCUUUUUCGUUCUGUUGUCCUCUUUCUUCGGAACGUUUUGCCUCGAUGGUAGCUCCUACUUCGGCCACAGCUCCUGUUCCGACAGCAGUCUCGUUUUUGAAUUCUUCAAGUUCAGAUGACAAUGCUAACAAUUGGUGUAGUGGGAGGCCCAGCCAGCUCCAACUCAGCUGGUCAGGGGCAAGUGAUGGGCUUCUCACCGAAGAACGACCUGAUGAACACUGGGUAUGUUCUUUCCCUCCCCCUCACCUUCAGAUGACAAUGCUAACAGUUGGUGUAGUGGGAAGCCCACCCAUCAACCAAGCCACAAACGCGACAAUCGCUUGCUCUUGGCCAGCUGAUACUCACCUCUCUCAUGACCCGCACCAUGUCCAUCCUCAACUCAUGUUCGAGUACUGUGGUCCUUUCCAAACAUGUACAUCACUCCUCUUCUUCCCCCUUCCCCCUUCCCCCUUUCACCGUUUCCAUUUAUCAGCUAACACUCGCGUCAGACUUACCAAAAAACACAAAACCACAAAAAAACUCGAAAAACCAAAAAACACAAAAAAAAACAUUCACAACAUGUACAUCGCCCCUCCUCUCACCCCUUCCCUUCCGCUGUUUCCAUUUCAUUGCUGACGUUUGCAUAAGACUUACCCAAAAAAAAAAAGAAUCACAAAAAAAACACAAAAAAACACAAAAAACGAAAAAAAAUCAAAAAAAAGAGAGGGGGGGGAGAAGAGGGGGGGGGACUGGUAGCUGGAGAACUGACUGCCAGUCAAAAUCCCCCUUGCCAUUACCCCCCUCAGCAGAGAGAGGUGGACACCACUCUGCGCCAGAUGACUGGUAAGUACCAACUCCCUCCAUUCCCUCGAGACUCCAGCUAACAACCCCUCCAGUCCCUUCCUCACGUCUAUGCAGAUGCAAUGGGUGCCGACCUGACCCACCAACGACUCCCGUAACCUUCACUCCCAUCCUCUCAUCACAUAGUUGGGUCGGGUCGGGUUGGUCGCCCUAUUGCAUGUGGGGAGGAGGACGGUCACUGGUAGCACAGUUUGGUGGUGGGAUGGCGGCAGUGGGGGGUGGUGGUUGGGCUUCGGGGUGUGCUUUGGGAUUUG